AUGGCAGCGCGUUUUAAAAAUCGUUCUUUGACGGGAAAAUUUGAGAAAAUACAAAAAAGAAAUCGAGGUAAUAUUAUAAAAUUACAAGAGGGGCUUCAAUCUUGGAAAAAUGAAAAUAUUUCAAGCGAGGUUGAGGAAAACAAAGACGAAAACGAAGAGUUUGAACCAGCGACGGACAUCGUGAUAAAUACAAGGGAAAGCACGGUAGGCAACGUAAACACCGAGACGUUUUUAUCAUUGUAAACAUUUAGGUCUGUUUAAAAAUUUAUAAUUCACGUACUCCAUGAUUUGGCAUUAGGCAAAACAAGAAAUAAAAGAGAAUUUACCUCAAGGAAGCCGAAUUGUUGACAUAAACCAACUGAGAAAAGGAUUGGAGAGUUGUCCAUUUUGCAAAGAAGGUAAACAAAGGCAAAUGUGAAGCAUUUAAUUUCUCCACUUCAAAUACAGAAUUAUUUAGAUUCAAAAUUUUGAUAUAAUUUGGUCACUAUAUAGUUAUAAAAUAAAGUACUGUUUUCAAAAUGUACAAGUGUCAGUUGAUUAAAUUUGUAUAAAUAUAUUAUAAGUUCUUUCUAUGUUUGCAUGAAGAUAAAACAUAUAAUAGUUUUGUUUCCACAAACAAAAAUAUAUUAUAAUUAUGAAUUGAUGUAAAGGUAUGAAAUAAACAAUAAAAACAAUGGCAAUACUCUAUUAUUUUUAAGGACCACUGUCAUUGAGCAAUGUACAACAAGAAAAGUUAUAUGGUCUAGCUAGCAAGCUAUAUAUUCAAUGUCAGUUUUGCGGUCAAACCAAUGUUGUUGAAACAUCACUCGCCCACAAGUCUGGAGCCUCUGGUCCAAUGGCAUAUGACAUCAAUACAAAGUCAGUUUUAGCCAGUCUUCAUACCGGAAUUGGUGAGACGCAUUUGAAUGGCAUCUUGUCAGUUAUGAACAUCCCAACCAUGACCCGGGCUUCAUUCAAAACCCGUGAGCGAGAAGCUGGUAAAGCCGUUGAAGCAGUUGCAGGACACACAUGUGUUGAAACUAUAGAAAUAGAGAAAGAACAUGCAAUUAAAAUUGGUGAAACACCAGACGAGAAUAAUCUUGUUCCAAUUUCAUGCUCGUAUGACAUGGGUUGGCAGAAACGUGGCAAAGGUUUCAAUUCAAACACAGGACAAGGAGCUGUAAUGGGCUUACACACUGGAAAAAUAAUGGACUACACAACAAAGACAAAAACAUGCAGAAUUUGUGAUCAUGCAAAAAAAAUGAACUCUACUCCCCGUAAACAUGACUGCCGAAAAAAUCAUAGUGGUUCAUCAAAAGCUAUGGAGCCUACAUCUGCAGUUCAGCUGUUUAAUAACAUAACGAAACACAAUGCUAAGUACUCAACUUACACUGGGGAUGAUGACUCAACAACUGAAAGUUUUAUACAUGCACAAGUACCAUAUGGAGUUGAGAAAUUUAGUGAUAUAAUUCAUAUAAAAAGAUCGUUAACUAGUAGAUUACAUAAUCUGGCCAAAAUGAAAAGAUUUCCCGAUUGCUCAUCAUUGUCAACAAAAGUAAUCGACUAUCUCGUGAAAUGCUUUUCAGUUGCUGUCAACCAAAACAAGGGUGAACCAAAAUCAAUGCAAGCAUCAUUAAAAUGCAUAGUACCCCAUGCAUUUGGAAUCCACACUGACUGCAGUGAGUCAUGGUGUCGAUGGAAACAGGAGCCAGCUAUGUACAAGCAUGCAUAUCUACCAUAUGGGAAAGACCUGCAUGGCGAGGAAUUGAAACUAGCCCUGAAUGACAUUUUCAGUCAAUAUCAUUCUGACAACAUGGUGGAAAAGCUUGCUCCAAUCGCCAACUCUCAGAGAAAUGAGUCUUUUAACAGCACAGUUGGUUCAAAGAAUCCCAAGAUUAGAUUCUAUGGUGGGAGCGAAAGCAAUGACUUUCGUGUGGCAUGCGCAGUGGCACAAACCAAUGUUGGUUAUGGGUACAUUUGUAGAACACUGAAUUCAUUGGGGAUUGAACCUGGUACUAACUGUGAGGCAUAUGUCAACGGAAUGAAGAGAAAAAGAGAUGGCGACAACAACAGAAAGAAAUCAUUGAAGUUCAAGAAGCGAAGGAAUGAAAUUCACACCAAACGAAUACACGGCAUACUAUCAAGUGAAAAGAAGGAGGGCAAGACAUACGAGACAAAUAUUGGCCUCACAUUACCUACAGCUAGUACCAGUACCACUGCAAAUGAAGAACUAUUUUGCCCUGACCUACCAGCUGACACACUAGCUUCCUAUGAAGUAUUUGUCCCACCCUAUACCCCCAGACCACAAUGUUCUCCCAUAGCAUUCGACGACAAUGCUGCAGUAUUUUAUAACAUUGUUUUAUUCGACACUGAAACAAAUACGACAGGUAAACAAGCAGAAUUAUGCCAAUUGGCAGCUAUAAAUCAGACAACUCUCGCGUCAUUUUCCGAGUAUGUUUUGCCAAAUAAAAAUAUUGAUAAAUAUGCAUCCAGAGUAAACAACCUUUCGAUAAAAACUGUAGACGGUAAGAGAGUACUAUUUAAACAAUCAAAUCCUGUAUUAGCACUAACCUGUGACGAAGUUUUAUCUCGUUUCAUCCACUACCUCGAGAAUUCCAUUCGCGAAUGCCAGAAAUUGACAGCACACAAGGUCUGUACAGUUCUUGUUGGGCACAAUGCCAAGCGAUUUGAUGUCCCAGUCAUACUUCAUAACAGCAACAGCAAUAUUAUUGCAAAAUUUCAGUCUUUGGGCAUUUUCUUUGGAGAUAGUCUCUCGUUGUUCGAGUAUUUAGUAAAAGAAUCGAUUCUGAAAGAUCGAAAUGGAGAUAGCUGUGCUUUAAACCAGUCUGCUGUUUACAAGGCUUUGUUUGAUCAAGGCUUCGAUGCCCACGACGCGCUUGAAGAUGUGAAAGCUCUACAUCGUAUUCUGUUCUCCUCGCCGUUAAACCUUUCGGAAAAAGAUCUGAUCACACAUUGUCAAGCAAUUCCAUUUGACGAAGCUUACCAGGAUAAUCUGUAUCUAGACCAACGACAUCAACUUGUACAGACACUCAACACCAAACUGCAUGGAACAAUCAGCAAAGGCAUGGUCGAGAAAAUCGCCAGCAGUGGCUUGAGCUUCGCGAAUUUACAAAGUCUGUUUGAUAAGUUUGGCAGGAAUGGACUGAUUGGAGUUCUGUCUAACCCGCCGACAAACAAUCGUGGAUCCAAAAAGCCAAGAGUGACAAAAUCGAAGCGAAUUUUGCUUGCUAUCGUGCAAUACUUCGAACAAACCGCCAGCGAGCAGUAA
Paramuricea clavata is the source of this 3268-nucleotide messenger RNA. The record is from the annotation of a GenBank genome assembly. Lineage: Eukaryota; Metazoa; Cnidaria; Anthozoa; Malacalcyonacea; Plexauridae.